AUGGGUGCAUUCACUGAAUCUACAGUACACUUUUUUCAUGGAAUUCAUCGUUGGAAGACGCAGUUGCUGCUCCCGCGGGUUUGGUGUCGCAUCGGUUUAUUGAAAUACACGUGUUGUUUCUACCUGCUUAAAAAUGGCAGACAGCGAUAAAAGUAAGAAGAAGAGUAAGAAGAAAUCGCUUGGAGAAAUACAAGCUACAAUGAAGUGUCAAAUUGAACCGUCCACUGAUAUUGUAAAGCUAGAAUACAAAGAUUGGCCUCUUCUAUUUAAGAAUUUUGAUAAAAUGCUUACCCGUACAAAACAUUUCACACCUUUAACUUGUGGCUCGACACCAUUACAUCGCUCCUUAUCCGAGUAUGUAAAAUCUGGCUGUAUUAAUCUUGAUAAACCAUGCAAUCCAUCAUCGCAUGAAGUUGUUGCAUGGAUAAAGAGAAUUUUGAAAGUAGAAAAGACUGGUCACUCUGGUACCUUAGAUCCAAAGGUAUCUGGUUGUUUAAUAGUAUGUAUUGAUAGAGCAACUAAAUUAGCCAAAUCACAACAGUCUGCCGGAAAAGAAUAUGUUUCAGUUUUUAAAUUACAUUCUGCACCAGAAAGUGUUCAAAAGGUAAAGCAAGCAUUGGAAAAAUUACGUGGCGCACUUUUCCAAAGGCCUCCACUUAUAUCCGCAGUUAAGCGUCAACUUCGUGUCAGAACAGUUUAUGACAGUUGGUUCCUUGACUAUGAUGAAGAACGGAAUAUGGGAGUUUUCAGAGUUAGUUGCGAGGCUGGUUCUUAUAUCAGAACUAUGUGCGUUCAUCUUGGUCUGUUCUUAGGCACUGGUUGCCAAAUGCAAGAACUACGUCGAAAUCGUUCAGGCGUGCAGUCCGAAAAGGAUGAAAUGGUUACAAUGCAUGAUGUACUCGAUGCCCAAUGGUUAUAUGAAAAUCAUGGAGACGAGUCGUAUUUAAGGAGAGUAAUUAAACCUUUGGAAGCUCUCCUUGUGAAACAUAAGAGAAUUAUUGUAAAAGACAGUGCAGUAAAUGCUAUUUGCUAUGGGGCUAAAAUUAUGCUGCCAGGUAUUCUGAUGUAUGAUGAUGGUAUAGAACUAAACCAGGAAAUUGUAAUAGUAACAACCAAAGGCGAAGCUAUAGCACUUGCUAUAGCAUUAAUGACAUCUCCCACAAUGACGGCUUGCGAUCAUGGUGUCGCUGCAAAAAUAAAAAGAGUAAUCAUGGAAAGAGAUGCAUACCCGAGGAAAUGGGGUUUGGGACCAAAAGCUUCUGUAAAGAAACGCAUGAUAAUUGAAGGAAAAUUAGAUAAAUACGGAAAACCGAAUGAAAAUACGCCUGCUGAUUGGUUGACAAAUUAUACAGACUAUACUGCAGUUAGCAUCAAAAGUGAGGAGAAUGGUACUACUGAUACUGCGGCUCAAAAGCGCAAAUGGGAAGAAACUAUUCCAAAACCUGCACUCGAUGUUCCCAUAAAGCAAGAACAACCUGAAGAUCCAGAAACAGCAUCACCGAAAGAGAAAAAGAAAGACAAGAAAGAGAAAAAGAAGAAAAAGAAGGAAAAAACUGAAUCUGAAGCUGAUGAUUCAAUGGUAGUUGAAGGUGAAAGUCAGGAAACACCAGUUAAAGAGGAGAAAAAGAAAAAGAAAAAAAAGAAAAAUAAAGAUCAAGAUCAUGAAGCACUACCAAGUUGAACACACUUAAAAUAUGUACUUGUUAAAAGGAUAUGAUAAUCUUUUCGUGAAUUUAAAGGGAAAAAAUACGAUAUUUCAUACAAGAGAACGUCUCUUCUAUAUAAAAUCAAUUUUCAGAAAAUAUAUCCCAUUUUAUAACUUUGAAUUUGUAAAAAGGGAAUUUUUGUCGUCUAUACAUAUACAGAGUUUUCGAUAACUGGUGGUACCAGCGAAAAGGGGGUGAUUUUACAUAAAAAAUAAGUCGAAAAUAUAAAAUACAAAUUUUUCAUGUAAGGCUUCGUUUUCGAAAAAAUGGACUUUGAAUUUUCGCCGGGGACGGGUGUACUGGAUCAUGUCUCGUUAUAACGAAUUUUCGACUUAGUUUUUCAUGUAGAAUCACCCCCCUUUUGCUUGUAUCACUAAUUAUCGAACACUCUGUGUAUUAUUCACCGUAUUAAAUUACAGAGAAUACUUCAUAUGUCCUAUAAGCUUGUACAGAUCGUAAUUGAAAACAAUCUACAUUUAAUAAUCGCUCAGAUUAUAUUCCAAAACUUACAAUAAUACAGCAUCAUUUUUUUCUAUUAAUGGUAAUGUAUGAAUAAAAUAAAAAUUACUAUUGGAAGUUAAGUUCCAUAAACUUCGGAAAUAAUAAAAGUGUAUACAGUUACAAUAUUUUAUAUCAACAAAUGUACAUAGCGUAUUACUUCUAUUUGCAGAGUAUUAAAAUAUUUUGCAAAUGUGA
Molecule: messenger RNA, 2402 nt
Organism: Hylaeus anthracinus
Lineage: Eukaryota; Metazoa; Arthropoda; Insecta; Hymenoptera; Colletidae
Gene: Nop60B
Product: H/ACA ribonucleoprotein complex subunit 4
Exons: 8
Coding region: 134-1681 (515 amino acids)
Biological process (GO): rRNA pseudouridine synthesis; snRNA pseudouridine synthesis; mRNA pseudouridine synthesis
Cellular component (GO): box H/ACA snoRNP complex
Molecular function (GO): pseudouridine synthase activity; RNA binding
Source: RefSeq, a predicted model, not a curated record